AUGGGCCUGACGGAUAGCCUCUGCAUCUCCAAGGUCUUGCAGAAAGAAUCUCCGGUCCCUGUGAUAUUUCUGGGUUUGCAGGUGAUGGUUCCCUCCAACUACAUCGGUGCCCUAGGCGUGCUGCCCACGCUUCCCAGAUGUUGCGGCAUGAAUAAAGCUGCCUGGAAGCUGGUCAUAAAGAUGCUCUCGUCGAGAGGGGCAAGGUCUCUCAUUGACGCCCUGCCUGCGCUUGGACGAGCCCAGGAUGACUCCGACCUUCUCGGUUCCUACCAGGAGUUUUUCGACCACUGCAGCUGUAGCCCUCGCUUUCCAUGUCUCUUUGCAGUCAGCACAGCUCUGCACGGGCCUUUCCCUCCCGACUUCAGCCACCUCUGCCGUGCUUUGGGCCCUAUCUGCUAUGAGCCCGAGAUGGAAGUCGGGGUCGACUUCGGCGGCUCUGAGCUGGGGCUUUUGGAGGAGUUCUUGGCGAAAGGCGAGGCCCCCGUGCACAUGGGCUACGGAUCCAUGGUCUAUCGAAGUGGCAAGUUCAUGAGUCUCCUGAGCCUCCGAGCUCUGAAGUCUACGGGAUGCCGGGCAGUCAUCUUGCGGGGUUGGGCUGAGCUCGGUCUCCAAGAAAUCGACUCCGAGCCGGAUGUCGAAGAGCUGCGCGCCUUCUGCGACUCCCGAGUGCUCUUCGUGGAGACUGCGCCGCACGCCCGGCUCUUCCCACGCUGCAGCGUCAUCGUGCAUCAUGGAGGUGCCGGCACCACCUAUGCUGCAGCCAGGAGUGGCGUCCCCAGCGUGAUUGUACCAAUACUUUUGGACCAGUUCGUCCAUGCCAGGCUCAUGAAUGAGAAAGGCAUCGGGAUAGGACUGCGUGGCAUGAGCUCGACCUCUCCCGACGAGCUGUCGCAAGCAAUACUGACCUGCCUGCAAUCGACCCACAUCCGAGAAGAAGCGGCAUUCCUGGGUCGGGAGCUCGCGAAUGAGAACGGAGCUACGAAGUUUGUCGGUGAAGUCCGGCGUUUCUUCGCGGAGUUCAUUGAUUCUGGGCGCUAUGCAAAGGAGAAGCUGGCCCGACGAAGGCGUAGCAGGGGCUGGCGUUGGCGUGACUGGCUCAGCUGCGUCGCCUCCUUUUGCCAAGCAAAUGGUGGCGAGCACUGA
Molecule: messenger RNA, 1143 nt
Organism: Symbiodinium sp. CCMP2592
Lineage: Eukaryota; Dinophyceae; Suessiales; Symbiodiniaceae
Source: the annotation of a GenBank genome assembly